This is a messenger RNA of Aspergillus heteromorphus CBS 117.55, 941 nucleotides long. RefSeq lists its product as uncharacterized. Bases 141 to 881 code for a protein of 246 amino acids. The transcript is spliced from 3 exons. The record is from RefSeq and is a predicted model, not a curated record. NCBI's taxonomy places the organism in Eukaryota, Fungi, Ascomycota, Eurotiomycetes, Eurotiales, Aspergillaceae.
CUAGAGUGCAACCAUGGUUCACAGCAGAGGAGAUAUAAAGCCUGCACAACUUCUCAUGAUGAUGAUUCUCAAACCAUUUUCCCCUGCAUUCUUUUUUUCACGCAUACAGCCGGUUCAAAACCAAUCCAGCACCCCGCAAAAUGACUCCAAGUGAAUCUCUCGCCGCAGCCAAUCUGGGUUUCUACGCCAUUGUCUCUCUCCCGGCCCUCUACUGCUUCAUCAUGCAUGGCAAACAUGGCCUAGCGGCCUGGGUAUAUGUCCUGGCUAUGUGCGGUCUUCGACUGGCCGGCAAUGCGAUUUCUCUGCAUGCCUAUGAGCACAACCAGGUCAGCACGGUCGCUGCGAUUAUCAAUGGCAUUGGACUUUCGCCCCUUCUGAUCGCGGCUAUGGGACUUCUUCGUGAAUCUAACCACUCCAUCCAACAAUCUCUCUCUUCCCCCCUCAACACCUGGGGCUUCCUGAUCGCACACAUCGUGAUCGGAGGCGGUAUUGGACUCGCCGCCGCCAGCAAAGCCAACGAAACCAUCCUGAAGGUCGGGAUGAUUUUCUUUGCGACUGGGUGGACGAUGGUGUGCGGACUGGUGGUGCUCUCAUACCAGGCCACUUCUCACCGUCAGCGACUAAGCGACGAACGAAAGAUUCUGCUGGCUGUCACCAUCGCCAUGCCACUUAUCGGGAUCCGGAUCAUCUACGCCAUCGCAACCGUGUUCAGCAGCUCCGGCCUGGAAGGUGGGAGUUUGGCCGUGCGAGUCAUCUUCGGUACACUGCCGGAGUACCUCACGAUGCUCGUGUACAUCGGGGUUGGAAUAGCGACACGGAAUCUGGCGCGGUCUCGUCUCGAGCCUGCGGAGAAGAGCCAGUCUAGUGGCGUCGGUGCCUAAGAAAAAACAACAUCUCAUAUCUCAUGUUCCAUAAUGACAGUAAUCCCAAAUAUAAACAAC